UCACGAUGGCUCCAACACAAUCUGUAACGAAGUCUGCAACUAAGGCUCCGACCAAAGCUCCAGUUAAGCGAGGAAGAAAGAGGAAGAUGGACCGUAAUUUCUUCCAAAGAACCGAAGGGUCGACCCCCAUCAAGGAAGCGAGAAGACCAAACCCUCUACCGCCACAAUACAACUUUACGCCGACAACAGAUUUGCUCCAUCCUCAAACACCCCAAGAGCAAGACCACGUUUUCCCGAGACCCUCACCGUCAGGAGCACCACAGAUCCGCAACUAUCCACCGCCACAGACUCUUUUCCAGACCUCGGUGAACCAACAACGUCAGACUCAACAGCCUCUUUCGUCAGAGGAGGUCCAAAACAAUCCGCGACAGUCUCCAGCUGAUCCUCCACUACAAGACGCUCCACCGUCUCCAGCUGAUAACUCUCAAGCUCAGAGCCGUCCAUCAUCUCACGGUAACAACUACCAUGAAGGCUCUGAGGCUUCAAAUCCGGAGCUCCAGGAGGACACGAUUGUCACUCUAAAUGCCCUGCUUAGAGUUCCAAACCGUGAGAAGUUUACCACCGUCCUCUCCCCCACACCGAUGCCAAAGACGACCUGGUUUACUCGUGACGAAAAAUCGCGACUGAAAACACACACAUGGGAUCCUUUGAUUACUGGGACAGUUCAACAGUUUUUCGAGCUCAUCUGCCAACGCCGGAUGAAAGACAUGAUUUGCAAUGCCAAGACUAGUGGAGAGCGACCAAAAUGGAUCAGAGAUACUAUUUGGCAAACAAUGGUUGAUUAUUGGGAGACUGAAGAAGCACAACAAAGGAGUCUCACCUACUCUAAAGCUCGUAUGUCUGAUCGUGGUGGUCUUGGUCCUCACGUCCACUUAUCAGGGCCAAAGUCUUAUCAACAAAUCCAUACCGAAAUGGAAAGGGAAUUGGGAAGACCGGUUAGUCUUGGUGAGGUUUUUAUUAAGACACAUACCAAGCCAGAUGGUACUUAUGUUGACCGGAAGGCGGAGCAAAUCUCUCUCAAUUAUGAGAAGAACUUGCAGCAGAAGUUGUCCGACCUUGGGGAACAUACUUCACAGCCUCCAGAGCUCACAGCAGAUGAUUACACAAACAUCUUUAUUCAGUCUACUCAGAAAGAUUCACGAGGAAACCUGUAUGGAGUUGGAAGUCUUAAGCAUACUCUUCAACCUCUUCUCAAUGGCAAGGAAAACCAACAACAAGAGUCUGCAAUGUUUCAGUCAUUGCAAGAGCAAAUGAGGGAAACUCAACGUCAAAUCGAAGAGCAGGCUGCUUAUAAUUCUCGUCGUGAUGCAGAGGUUGCUGCUCGUGAUGCAGAGCUUGCUGCCCGUGAAGCACUACAUUUCCAAGCUGUGGCUGAGCAGAAGGACAAGUUAGAGCAUUUGUCCUUAGUCGAGAAGUACCUGCGCAAUACUGACCCUGCCUUUAUAGAGUUUAUGAAGACUCAAUCAGCUGAAGCAACCACAGAGCCACUCUCAACCACACUUCCUGCAACAGCUCCACCUUCAAAUCCGGUUCCUUCUCCAUCUUCAAACAGUGAUGCUUUUUAG
This is a messenger RNA of Camelina sativa (false flax), 1565 nucleotides long. Lineage: Eukaryota; Viridiplantae; Streptophyta; Magnoliopsida; Brassicales; Brassicaceae. The record is from RefSeq and is a predicted model, not a curated record.